AAUAAAUUUGAAAUGGGAUAUUUUAUAGUUCGUUGUUGGUACACUUGUAUUUUUGGUCGGCUUCUAUUUAUUUUAAUCGUUACUUAGGUACCUCUAUGGCUCUAGUUUCUACCAUCUGCUCUCUGGAUACAAUAGAAUGUUAUUUAUUGGAUGAGCAUUUAUAAUAUUUUUUCACUUCUAUUUUUUUCUUUAAGAAAUCAAUUGGUGAUAGUGAUUUGACUUAACACCAACCAUUAAAAUGUCACAGAAGUCAUCGAGAGAAGGUGGUGCUCUUAGAAACUCUUCGCAAUCAGACGAGUCCACAGCCAGCACGACUAACAGUGAUUUGAGCGGAAGAACGGUGAUUAUAAGACCGUCAUCCAGCAGUUUUCGGGAGAAACACGAGAUAAAAAACUCGAACGAUUUGGUGACUUAUAGUGACCGUGGUGACUUGGAAGCCAAAAACUCUAAAUUGUCUCAAAAACUCCAUUCUUUGGAGAAAGUUUCAACACAGGAGGUGUCCAAUUCAUUGCAUGAUCCUUAUGAUCUUCAUCAUAUACAUGGGCUUAGAAACCGCUUGUUUAAAACAUUUAAUGAAUUUUCUACUAUUUUAAAAAAUGCACUUUUGCCACCAGUUUUAAAAAGUGCUAAAAAAGUAAAAAUUAAAAUUAAAGAAUGUGAUUUACAACCAAAUAAUAACUUACUUGAUUUGAAUUUACUGCUAUCUGAAAUUAAAAAAGAAUCAAAAAAUAAAAACCUGCACAAUAAAAAAAACAAAACCAAUGUCACAUUAAGAAAAGAUUUUCAAAUUAAAUUAAUUAAAUGUUAUAAAUUAGCAAUCAAUGCUACUACGAUAUGUACCAAGACCUUGGAGGCUGGAAUUUAUAAUCCUAUUCAAAGUAAAAUGAAAAAUUUGAUACAAAUUAUAUCAGCUCUAUCAUUAAUUGCAGGAAAAUAUUUAUAUGGUGAAAUAUAUAAGAAAAAAAAGAAAGAAAGUUUUGAUUUAGUUGAACAUUGUAAAGAUUUAGAGAUUAUGUUGGAGGAAUGUGAUUAUAAAGACACAGACAAUAACAAUCAUAGUAAUAAUAGUAAUAGCAAUAUAAUAAAUGAGCUUUCUAAUAAAGCUUUAAGUAAACCCAAAACCCAAUUGUUUUCGGCCAACUCAAAUCGAUUAAGUAUGUAUAAUCAUGAUAAACCAAAAUUGGGAUCAAACUAUGCUCAGGCAUGGUCAAAAAAAUCAAUUGAAACAACAAGAAGUAAAGAUUUAUUAAAAAAAGACAGUAACAUAAAAACUGAAAAUAAUUUAGAUAAUAUCAAAACUGUUAUAGAAGAAUAUCCAUUUGGAGAAUUAAAUGAAAAAAACUAUUCACUGUUUUUUAAAGAAUUACAAGAUGAAAAAUUAAUUUAUAAUGAAGAAAUUGAAUAUCCAACUACUUCAAAAAUAUUAAAAACAAACCAAUUAAAAACAACCAGUAAUGUUGGUCUAUGCAUUGUAAAACAUAAUAUUUGGAAAAACUUUCCUAUUAAAAAUCUAAGAUUUUCUUCAAAUGAAUAUAUGCUUUUAAACAUUACUUCAAAGCAAGCUAAAGAACAUUAUAUAUAUAAAAAAGAAUUCAAACAACAAUUACUAAAUAUAGAACACAAUAUUAAUCUUUUAUCCAAUAUUACAGAAUCAAUUACGGACGACCUGAUAAAUGAAGCUUUAUUAAAAAUUAAUUUUAAUGCUAUCUUUGAUGAGAUAAUUAACAAUUUAAUUGGAAUGGAACUGUUUCAAGUAUCUUAAAGUUACAUUCAAAUCAAUUAUAUUAAAAU
Messenger RNA from Aphis gossypii (cotton aphid), 1791 nucleotides. RefSeq lists its product as uncharacterized. The record is from RefSeq and is a predicted model, not a curated record. NCBI's taxonomy places the organism in Eukaryota, Metazoa, Arthropoda, Insecta, Hemiptera, Aphididae. The transcript is spliced from 9 exons. Bases 239 to 1762 code for a protein of 507 amino acids.